Molecule: messenger RNA, 408 nt
Organism: Procambarus clarkii (red swamp crayfish)
Lineage: Eukaryota; Metazoa; Arthropoda; Malacostraca; Decapoda; Cambaridae
Source: RefSeq, a predicted model, not a curated record
AUGAGCAAGCUAGAUAGUAUAUUGCAAGCAGAACACAUGAACAAGCCAGAUUGUACGUGGCGAACAGAACACAUCAACAAUCCAGAUAGUAUGUGGCGAGCAGAACACAUCAACAAGCCAAUUAAACACAUGAACAAGCCAGUUAGUACGUGGCGAGCAGAAUACAUGAAGAAGCCAGACAGUACGUGGCGAGCAGAACACAUGAACAAGCCAGAAAGUUCGUUGGGAGCAGAACACAUGAACAAGCCAGAAAGUUCGUUGGGAGCAGAACGUAUGAACAAACCAGAUAGUACAUGGCGAACAGAACACAUGAUCAAGCCAGAAAGCAUGUGGCGAGGACCACACAUGAACAAACCAGACAGUACGAGCCGAGCAGAACACAUGAACAAGCCAGAUAGUCCCUUGUGA